AUGGAGGAGCGGGAAAGUUUGGAACAAGAGCUGGAAAAUUUGGAGAAGGAGGCAGCCGAGGUAAACAAAGAGGAUGACUUGCUACAGCUGGAGAUAUUGCCGAUCAGAAUUGAGCUGCUAGAGUUGAAAAGCCAGCGUGUAAAGGGGGCGGAGCUUUGGGCGAUGUGGAACAAGAUGGACGAGUUGACCGAGACAAGGAAUAAGUUGCUCAAGAAGAGGAUAGAGUUGAUUAACAAGAAGACAGAGUUGCGUAAGAAGAAGAUAGCGGUGGAGGACAAACUUAGGGAACUCAGGAAGGCGAACCGCAAACAUCUCGAAUCUCAGCGUCAAGGUCAAGCUCCGUUAGUUGCCCAAGCUGCGACCUCAUUGUAUCUCCAUCGGGAGAUGGGGGCUUUGAGGACACCAUUGACGUCUUUGGAUGAUUUGGAUGAUUUGGAUGAUGCGGCUCCUGCUGCUGAUGGUGCUCCCAAGAAACUGGAUCUUGACGUCGAACCUAGCAUUUGA
This is a messenger RNA of Spizellomyces punctatus DAOM BR117, 504 nucleotides long. RefSeq lists its product as uncharacterized. NCBI's taxonomy places the organism in Eukaryota, Fungi, Chytridiomycota, Chytridiomycetes, Spizellomycetales, Spizellomycetaceae. The record is from RefSeq and is a predicted model, not a curated record. The coding region runs from base 1 to 504 and encodes 167 amino acids. The transcript has 2 exons.